GACUGACCAAAACGACGGUGGUUCAACGUAGCGCAUGUCUUGCCGCCUUCAUCGCUGCUGAUAUCGCCGACUUGGCGGCUGUCCGUCCGCGAACAGCGCCCCGGUCUGCAGCCGCAGUCCUUGACGAGUCCGAGCCUGAAGUCGUCCGACAAGGAAAGUCCAACUGCGGCUCUGCUCGAGGGCAACUGGGGCUCGAACAGCUUCCGGCGGAGGCAAGUGAGAGGAAGGAAGAUAGAAAGUCAAAUAGGGAAGAGGAGGAAAAGGAGGAGAAGGAGAAGGAGAAGAAGAAGAGGAAGAUGAAGAAAAUGGAAGGAAAAGCGAAUGAAGAGACUGGAAAACGGGCGAUUCGGGUGCGUCAAAGAACCGGCAGCAAAUCGGAUCGGCAUGCGGUUCUCUGCGAGAUCACGCCACAAGAGCCGCCGCUCGGCAAGAAUCAGUGCCCUCUGCUGGCAAACCUUGACUCCACGGAACCUCGAGUGGCCGAGUUCGUGGCUCGCCUGUUGAAUGCGAUCUGUUCCCUUCGGGAGGGUAAGCUGGUUUCUUAA
This is a messenger RNA of Protopolystoma xenopodis, 545 nucleotides long. Lineage: Eukaryota; Metazoa; Platyhelminthes; Monogenea; Polystomatidea; Polystomatidae. The record is from the annotation of a GenBank genome assembly.